Molecule: messenger RNA, 545 nt
Organism: Condylura cristata (star-nosed mole)
Lineage: Eukaryota; Metazoa; Chordata; Mammalia; Eulipotyphla; Talpidae
Gene: SPMIP1
Exons: 2
Coding region: 1-531 (176 amino acids)
Source: RefSeq, a predicted model, not a curated record
AUGGCACGUCAACUCAACAUGGAUACGCUGCGGCAGAACUUCUGGAAGGAGGAAUAUCUGAGGGAGAAGAUGUUGCGCUGUGAAUGGCACCGCAAGUAUAGCUCAGUGGUGAAGGUCAAGCAGAAGGCUAAGGCUUCAGCCCGCCUCCCCCUCAAACUGCCGACCCUGCACCCCAAAACCCCGCUUUUGCCCCCAGCUGCCCCCAAAGCAGUAACACCCAAGGGCCCCAGCCCUGUCCCGAAGGCCCCUGUUCAGGCAGAAAUGUACCCAGUGCCGCCUGCCACCCGGGCCCUGCUGUAUGAAGGCAUCUCCCACGACUCCCAGGGGCGCUACCAGUACCUCAACACCCGAAAACUGGACUUGCCAGAGAAGCGCUACAUCUUCCCCAUCACCACCAACUUCACUUACGGCUGGCAGCUGGGGCCCCCCAUGAAGCAAGAAUUGGUCUCCUGCAAGAUGUGCCGCAUUGACUCAUUCUUCCGCAAGAACGGGGCCUUCGACUUUCUUGACCCCCAGGACCUGGCUCUCUGACCAGGGCCCAGCAG